Solea senegalensis (Senegalese sole) is the source of this 1530-nucleotide messenger RNA. Its product is annotated as scm-like with four MBT domains protein 2. The record is from RefSeq and is a predicted model, not a curated record. The coding region runs from base 235 to 1266 and encodes 343 amino acids. Lineage: Eukaryota; Metazoa; Chordata; Actinopteri; Pleuronectiformes; Soleidae. The transcript is spliced from 7 exons.
CAUAUAACAUAUAAUCGCAGAUUAACGUCCAGGUUACAGAAGAGAAAUGAUAAAUGUUGUAUAAAAGUUGUAUAAAUGUAUUUAUGUCUUUUACACCGACAGUUUGUUGACACUUGUUUCCUCUGAUUCAAUCUGGAUCAUUUUAUUGAUUAUUGACCUACUUGAUUGGCCCCCCUCUGCAGGUUGGCUCCGCCCCAGCUGGUAGAGGUGACACCUGUCAGCCAGCCAGUUGCCAUGGAUACAGGAAGAUCGUGCUGCUCUCAGAUCUUUGUCAACCAUCGAUGUUUCUCUGGUCCGUUUCUCAACAAAGGACGAAUCUCUGAGCUGCCGCAGAGCGUCGGACCUGGCAAAUGUCCUCUGGUCCUCAAACAGCUGCUGAACAUGCUCAUCAACGCUGCAUACAAGCCCGGACGAGUCCUGAAGGAGCUGCAGGAGCUGCAGGAGCAGCAGGAGCAGAGCUGGGACUGUCAGGAGGAGACGCUCAAAGCCAAAUAUAAAGGGAAAAGUUAUCGCUCCACGAUCAGGAUCGUCCGCGUUGCCGAGCACGUCCCCGCGUUCUGUCGUUACGUGUGUGUGAAGCUUCAGUGUUGUCCAAACCUCCUCAGUCCCGUCCUCAUCGCUGACCAGUGUCCAGAGAAGUGUUCUCUUCAGACCAAAACCAAGUACACUUAUUACCACAUGAAGAAGAGGAAAGUGUCCAGAGCUGCAGCCGGAGAAGAAACCACGGAGACACAAGUGUCCAAACCCACGCGUCGCAGGAAGAAGAGGAAGUCCAUCUUUGUCCAGAAGAAAAGACGCUCGUCCACCAUGGACUUCACCUGUGCUGGAUCUCCACAGGACAGUGAUGAGGAAGAGGACCAUGAAGAUCUGAGUGAAGGAAACACUGACGUGUCCUCUGUGGAAGUGUCCAGCAGUCGUCCUCGUCGGGCCGCCACGCUGCGCCGGGUCGUCAGUGCAGGAAACGCCACGAGCAGCCGCAGCGUCGGCGAAGGUCGCAGGAGGUCGACCCGCUCGCUGUCGGCACAGAACCAGAACUACGACAAGAACCAGACACCGUCAAAGAGACAAGACACACAGGUGAGACAGAGGUUCUGUCCUCACAUCAGUUCAUGUUGUGUGUUACAGGACGUGGACGGUCAGGCGUUGCUGCUGCUGACUCUGCCCACAGUUCAGGAAUGUAUGGACCUGAAACUUGGCCCCGCCCUCAAACUGUGUCACCACAUCGAACGAGUCAAAGUGUCUUUCUACAGACAGUUCGCCAACUGAUGGAGGGUUGAUUUACUGCCCCCUGGUGGAAGGAAUACACAGAGGAGGUGGAUCCAUGUGCAGAAGACGACUUUGAUUUCAUGAUUCAGCUUCAUAACAUUUAGGUUUAUGAUUAUUGACCUGAAAGUCAAAUAAAACAUGUAUGAAAUAUAUUUAAGAGCCCAGGAAGUAAUAUAUUUGUUAUAUUUAUUCCACUGUCGUCACAGAAGCUUCUUUGUGUCAUCUAUGCAAAACAUCCCAUAUUUUAAUAAACAAGAACAUUUA